Molecule: messenger RNA, 2447 nt
Organism: Cataglyphis hispanica
Lineage: Eukaryota; Metazoa; Arthropoda; Insecta; Hymenoptera; Formicidae
Gene: MAPk-Ak2
Product: MAP kinase-activated protein kinase 2
Exons: 10
Coding region: 794-1897 (367 amino acids)
Biological process (GO): peptidyl-serine phosphorylation; intracellular signal transduction; protein autophosphorylation
Cellular component (GO): cytoplasm; nucleus
Molecular function (GO): calmodulin binding; calcium/calmodulin-dependent protein kinase activity; ATP binding
Source: RefSeq, a predicted model, not a curated record
GGUCGCGUCGCCAGUGACGCCAGGUCGCCAUGCCAUGAUCGCGCCAGUACUCGCGGGGCGUUUUUUCGACGCGGUUCUCCGUGUGUAUUCCGUCGUGUCGAGCACAAGCCUAACCGUCGAUUCGCGGUGUAUCGUUCGACUUCGACCCAACACGACGGAAUGAUCGGCGAGAGAGCGGCCUAUUUCGUUUCGCACAGCCGGUGAAUAUAUAAGCGUUGCUCAACAUCGCGCAACGAUUUCGAACGAAGAGUUGAAACGAGGGCUCUCGAUACGAAGCAAGCCGGCGGCAAGUAUAUAGGAACGGUCGACUCGGCGCACCUUCCAGACGCGACUCCUCUUCCUGAAAGACGCGCCUUUUUUUUUUCCAUCCGCGUUCGCGAAGUUCUCGAUUUAUGGGAAGCGAUCGCGAAUUUUCCGAAAAACGUGAUCGACGAGGUGCACGUUCGAUUUGACGCUAAGCGUGUAAAUAAUGCCGACGAUAAUCGCGCGGUUACGAUUUAUGAGAAUCAUGAUCCUGUGACAGGAUUUAUAAGCUUCGAUUCCGAGAAGCGCAUCCCGACGGUUUUCAGCUCGGCCUGAUUAUCCUUUGGCUUGACUCCCGAUUAAAAAGCAAAAAAAAAAAACGCAAAGGCAAAAGACAGAGAAGUCCAAGAGGGCCGUUCUCGAGGAGAACGAUCAAAAGGAGAGCAAACGCAAACGCUCGGAAUCGCCUGUGGUGGUGACACAAGUGAUCAGGCAGAACUACGAUCAAAUAUCGGAACAGGAGACCGAGGAGAUCAAGACGAGAAGGACAAUGGAACAUCCGUUGAACAAUCGUGAUCGCCUAUCGCCGAAAGUCACACCGAUCACGGAUGAUUAUGAGAUCAGUAAUCACGUGCUAGGUCUCGGUAUCAACGGGAAAGUCGUGCAGUGUUAUGACAGAAACACGAGGCAGAAGUAUGCCCUCAAGGUCUUGCAUGAUUGCGCAAAGGCAAGGAGGGAAGUCGAGCUUCACUGGAGGGCAUCUAACUGUAGGCAUAUAGUUCAAGUAAAAGAUGUAUAUGAAAAUUCUUACAGUGGAAAUAAAUGCCUACUAGUAGUUAUGGAAUGUAUGGAAGGCGGAGAGCUAUUCCAAAGGAUACAAGAUAGACAAGACGGUGCCUUUACUGAAAGAGAAGCUGCGCAAGUGAUGUACGAGAUUUGCGUCGCGGUAAAACACUUACACGACAUGAAUAUCACUCAUAGAGAUCUAAAACCUGAGAAUCUUUUAUAUUCUAAACCAGAUAACACUGGAAUUCUGAAACUCACCGACUUUGGAUUUGCCAAAGAAACACAUUUAAAGGACACGUUACAGACGCCAUGUUAUACACCUUAUUAUGUUGCUCCGGAAGUUUUAGGACCAGAAAAAUAUGACAAGAGUUGUGAUAUUUGGUCCUUGGGAGUAAUCAUGUAUAUAUUAUUGUGCGGCUUCCCACCAUUCUAUAGUAAUCACGGAUUGGCGAUUUCUCCCGGAAUGAAAAAAAGGAUCCGAUUAGGACAAUACGAUUUUCCAUAUCCAGAAUGGGCGAAUGUAAGCCAGGAAGCGAAGAAUCUUAUUAAGGGUAUGCUGUGUAUCGAUCCUGCGGAAAGAUUACAGAUCAACGAUGUGAUGCGUAACAAUUGGAUCGCCAAAUAUACGGAAGUGCCUGCUACUCCCUUACACACCGGACGUGUUUUACGCGAGGGGGAGGAAAUGUGGCCCGAAGUACAGGAGGAGAUGACGCGAUCAUUGGCGACAAUGCGUGUCGAUUACGAUACAGCAUGUUUGAAGCAACUUGAUCAUACCAACAAUCCUCUGCUGAAUAAACGGCGACGCGCGAAACAGUCCGCGAACAGUGCGACGGUCCCGCCGGCUGCCAGUCCUACACCUGCAUCCUAGGAAGAGGAUAGUGCCAGAACCAGACGGAACUGGACCCUUUUUCUACGAAGAUGUGUCAGAUACAGCAUGGUCGUAAUGAGGAUCAUUCUCUGACUGUUGCAUUUUACGAAGCGAAAAUAAUUCCGGAAUAGAAUAGAAUAAUAUUGAAAGGCACUUAAAUCAUAUAUUGCACGCACUUUAAUAUCGCUUAUUAGCGUUUGAUCUAUUGAGAGUGAGAAACGGAAUUUUAUUAAACCAAAAACAAUAAAACGUGCAACAAAGACAAUAUUGUCCCAACGAAUAUAAGUAUAAAUGCGAUGUCUUUUUAAUUACCGAACGAUAUCACAAUCAUUCUUGGCUGGAAAAGAUUCAUUUAAAAAUAUUCUGUGAGAGAAAUAUUAAUCUACUAUAGGAUUGAGCUAUAUACACAUAUAUGUGGACAAAAGGUAAACAUUAUGUUAUCAAGUAUUAAUAUCAUGUUUGUUAUUAUCUCGAUUUUUGUUAGAAAUUAAUAAUUACCAUUAUUUGAAUGUGUAAUGACCUUUAGAGGCAUUAAAAGAAAGUUGGCCGA